Messenger RNA from Ustilaginoidea virens, 1890 nucleotides. RefSeq lists its product as uncharacterized. Gene Ontology annotation, molecular function: glutamine-tRNA ligase activity; ATP binding. The transcript is spliced from 3 exons. Bases 1 to 1890 code for a protein of 629 amino acids. Lineage: Eukaryota; Fungi; Ascomycota; Sordariomycetes; Hypocreales; Clavicipitaceae. Gene Ontology annotation, biological process: glutaminyl-tRNA aminoacylation; translation. Gene Ontology annotation, cellular component: cytosol; cytoplasm. The record is from RefSeq and is a predicted model, not a curated record.
AUGGCCGACGACGCGACGAAAAACAUGGCCAAGCUUCAGCUUGACGAUGUCACUGGAGAGAUGGUCUCCAAGGCUGAGCUCAAGAAGCGGCAGCAGAAACGAGCCAAAAAAGCGAUGCAAGAGAAAGCCCGCCUGGAAAAAGCUGCUGCAGGUCCGGUUCAAAACCCUGCGGCUCCAGCUUUGAAGCAAGAGGACGUACCGAUUGAUCCAGAAGCCAUGUUCAAGCAGGGUUUUCUCCAUGAUGUUUACCAGGAACGGCCCGUAAAGAACGUAGUGACUCGUUUCCCACCAGAGCCUAACGGCUACCUUCACAUUGGCCACGCCAAGGCCAUUGCCGUCAACUUUGGAUUUGCAAAAUACCAUGGCGGCGUGUGCUACCUGCGAUUUGACGAUACAAACCCCGAGAAAGAGGAAGAGAAAUAUUUCACGGCGAUUCAGGACGUCAUAUCUUGGCUCGGAUUUAAGCCGUUCAAGGUCACUUAUUCAAGCGACAAUUUCGAAAAGCUCUACCAGCUAGCAGAGAAGCUUAUUUCUCAAGGCAAAGCCUAUGUUUGCGCUUGCAAUGACACAGAGAUAAAGCUUCAGCGCGGGGGGGAAAAGGGAGCCAAUCCCCGGUACCGGUGCGAGCAUGCGGACCAGACCGUCGACGACAACAUGACCAAGUUCCGUGACAUGCGCGACGGAAAGUACAAGCCAAAAGAAGUUUUCCUGCGCAUGAAACAGGACAUUGCAGACGGGAAUCCUCAAAUGUGGGAUCUGGCUGCCUACCGCAUCAAGACCGACACUCCGCAUCAUCGAACUGGAUGGGACUGGAAAAUCUAUCCAACAUACGACUUCACACACUGUCUGUGUGACAGCUUUGAGGGUAUCACACAUUCAUUGUGCACCACAGAGUUCAUCCUGAGCCGCGUGUCGUAUGAGUGGCUCAACAAGUCCUUGGAGGUCUACGAACCCAUGCAGAGGGAAUACGGUCGCCUCAACUUGACUGGCACCGUCCUGUCCAAGAGGAAGAUCCUUAAGCUUGUAGAAGAAAAGAUUGUAAGGGACUGGGACGACCCAAGGCUUUACACGCUCAUUGGUAUUCGCCGGCGCGGAGUUCCACCUGGUGCCAUUCUGGAGUUUGUCAACGAGCUUGGCGUCACCACCAAUAUAACGACAAUCAUGACUCACAAGUUUGAACAGAGCGUUCGGAAAUAUCUCGAAAAAACUGUCCCAAGGCUGAUGAUGGUCCUUGAUCCGGUGCGUUUGGUCAUUGAGGAUGCCGAGGCUUUGGAUGUGGAGCUGCCCUUCUCUCCCAAGGAUCCUAAGAUGGGAACCCACACUAUACGGUUCACGCCGACUAUAUAUAUUGACAGGUCGGACUUUAGAGAGGUGGACAGCAAGGACUAUUUCCGCCUGGCCCCUGGCAAGACUGUGGGAUUGCUCAACGCACCUUACCCUGUCAAAGCCACAUCAUUCACCCGGGAUGAAGCGACCGGCAAAGUAACUGAAAUCCGAGGCGUCUUUGAUAAGGAAACCAAGAAGGCCAAAACGUACAUUCAAUGGGUUGGUGCAGAGGGGUCGCGGAAGGUAGAGGCUCGCAUCCACAACGCUUUGUUCAAGUCGGAGAAGCCAGACGACGUGGAAGGCGGCUUUCUAAACGAUCUGAACCCCGACAGCGAAGUUAUCUACCCAGAAGCUCUGAUUGAAUCAGGGUUCGACGAAGUCAAGCGUCGAGCACCUUGGCCAGAGGCUGCUGGUGAGAGCGAGCUCGGAAAAGGUGGCCCAGAAAGUGUUCGAUUCCAGGCCAUGCGUGUUGCAUAUUUUGCAAUGGAUUCUGAUAGUACCGACGAGAAGAUUGUUCUGAACAGAAUUGUGAGCUUGAAGGAGGAUGCUGGCAAGAAGGCCUAG